AUGGCGCAGGAAAAGACCAGCUGCUUGUUUCGCAUGCAAGAGGAAAUCCGGCUGGCCCGGACAGCGGAAUCCAUUACGGAAUACCCCAAACAGCUGCUUCGACUUGUGGAGGAGGAAAUCUCGAUGCACUACAGAAACGCCCAUGAGUGUCGGCGACGCAUCGCCGCGGCUAGUCGCCAGCACUCAGACUCUGGAGAGGCAGCGGCCUACGAGCUCGCGCACGCAGUGGCGGAGAAAAAUAUCGUUAUUGCCUUGAGGGCGCGAAACGCCUAUCACCAGGAGCGGCUCCGGCUACUGGAACGCAUGGCUGUUGAGGCCUGCGGACAAUUUGAGGCGUUCGACGCAGCCACGAUAGAGAAACUUGCAGACCGCGAGAAGCUGCAGUUGAAACGGCUGUGCGAAGCCGAGCACCACCGUCGCGAGAAGCAUGCGUGGAACGUCGCCUCCGAGAGAAACGGAAAGUUCACGGCGGUCGCUGACGUUGUCUUCGAGAAGGACUGCCUGCUGGAGGACCCGUGGACAGACGCGCCGCGCGACGAGGACGAGGCCUUGGGCUCCCCCUGGAGCGACGUCCCCCCCGAAAAGCCCCGAGUCAAGCUGUUCACAGCAGGGCGAGUGUGUCGCCUUCCGCUCCACAAGGCAGAGCAGCUGUCGGCGCGCCGUCUCGUGCGGCUCCUCUGCACGGUCGACUGCGGGUGGGUUCCGCGAUGCCACGCAUUCUAG
Molecule: messenger RNA, 723 nt
Organism: Besnoitia besnoiti
Lineage: Eukaryota; Apicomplexa; Conoidasida; Eucoccidiorida; Sarcocystidae
Exons: 3
Coding region: 1-723 (240 amino acids)
Source: RefSeq, a predicted model, not a curated record